This is a messenger RNA of Thlaspi arvense, 864 nucleotides long. NCBI's taxonomy places the organism in Eukaryota, Viridiplantae, Streptophyta, Magnoliopsida, Brassicales, Brassicaceae. The record is from the annotation of a GenBank genome assembly.
AUGGAACCAAAGGAACGAAGUCUCGGGAGAUCCCUGCUGGUACCUUGUGUUCAAGAGCUAGCGAGGGAAUCAUUGAUUACGGUCCCGCCCCGGUACAUCCAGCCCCAUCAGGACUGUCCAAUCAUAUCAUGUUCAACUCCUCAUCCUGAUAUCCCGAUCAUCAACAUGGAAAAAUUGCUGUCUGGCGAUGGUGUGGAGUUAAAGAAGCUAGACUCUGCUUGCAGAGAAUGGGGUUUCUUCCAGCUGAUAAAUCAUGGAGUCAGCACUUCAUUACUGGAGAAGAUAAAGGUAGAGAUUCAGGAAUUCUUCAACCUCCCAAUGGAAGAGAAGAAGAAGCUCUGGCAGCUGCCUGAAGAUGUAGAAGGAUUUGGGCAGGCGUUUGUUGUGUCUGAGGAGCAGAAGCUUGACUGGGCUGACCUAUUUUUCUUGACCACCCUUCCAACCUUUACGAGGAAACCCCGCCUCUUUCCUAAGCUCCCUCUCUCUUUCAGGGACACCCUAGAAAUUUAUUCUAUUGAACUGAAAAAUCUCGCCAUAAAUAUUCUGGACUUCAUGGCUAGAGCUCUGGCUAUGAAGUCAGAGGAAAUGAAAGAGUUGUUUGAAGAUGGGACGCAGUCAAUGAGGAUGAACUAUUAUCCAUCGUGCCCGCAACCAGAGCAGGUAAUCGGUCUCACCCCCCACUCGGAUGCUGUAGGAUUAACAAUCCUCCUCCAAGUCAAUGAGAUGGAUGGUCUACAGAUCAAGAAAGACGCAAUGUGGGUUCCUGUUAAACCCCUCCCUCAAGCCUUUGUGGUCAACGUUGGAGACGUUCUAGAGGUACAAAUACCAAAACUGAAUUAUUUUUGUAUUCAAAAGUUGCAUUGA